This is a messenger RNA of Lepus europaeus (European hare), 6928 nucleotides long. RefSeq names its product GRB2 associated regulator of MAPK1 subtype 1 (gene GAREM1). Gene Ontology annotation, molecular function: proline-rich region binding. Gene Ontology annotation, biological process: epidermal growth factor receptor signaling pathway; cellular response to epidermal growth factor stimulus. The record is from RefSeq and is a predicted model, not a curated record. Lineage: Eukaryota; Metazoa; Chordata; Mammalia; Lagomorpha; Leporidae.
GCGACGGGGGAGCGAUGGACCCGGCGCCCUCGCUGGGCUGCAGCCUCAAGGAUGUGAAGUGGAGCUCGGUGGCCGUGCCGCUCGACCUGCUGGUCAGCACUUACCGGUUGCCCCAGAUCGCGCGGCUGGACAGCGGAGAAUGCAUAGAAGGGCUGCGGGAAAACGACUACCUUCUGAUUCAUUCGUGCCGUCAGUGGACCACCAUCACUGCCCAUAGCCUGGAGGAGGGACACUAUGUCAUUGGGCCAAAGAUAGAGAUUCCAGUACAUUAUGCAGGGCAAUUCAAGCUGCUGGAGCAAGACCGAGAUAUAAAGGAGCCAGUGCAAUAUUUCAACAGUGUGGAGGAGGUGGCUAAAGCAUUUCCUGAACGCGUGUACGUCAUGGAGGAAAUAACAUUCAACGUGAAGGUUGCCUCUGGUGAAUGCAAUGAGGACACGGAAGUUUACAACAUCACCCUGUGUACUGGAGAUGAGCUCACUCUCAUGGGGCAGGCAGAAAUCCUUUAUGCAAAGACUUUCAAGGAAAAGUCACGACUCAACACAAUCUUCAAAAAGAUUGGGAAGCUCAACUCCAUCAGCAAGCUGGGAAAAGGCAAAAUGCCGUGCCUCAUUUGCAUGAACCACCGGACCAACGAAAGCAUCAGCCUUCCCUUCCAGUGCAAAGGCAGAUUCAGCACCCGAAGUCCUCUGGAACUUCAGAUGCAGGAGGGCGAGCACACCAUCCGCAACAUCGUGGAGAAAACCAGGCUUCCCGUGAACGUGACUGUGCCAAGCCCUCCGCCCAGGAACCCCUACGACCUCCACUUCAUCCGCGAGGGGCACCGCUACAAGUUUGUGAAUAUCCAGACCAAGACGGUGGUGGUUUGCUGUGUGCUACGGAACAACAAGAUCCUCCCCAUGCACUUCCCUUUACACUUGACCGUUCCCAAGUUCAGCCUCCCAGAACACAUGGUGAAGGGGGAGGUGUGGCCCGAAACCCUGAUCCAUCACUGGCUGGGUAUCUGCCAAGAGCAGUUUGACAUCGACGAGUAUUCACGGGCUGUCCGUGAUGUGAAAACCGACUGGAAUGAGGACUGCAAGAGCCCCAAGAAGGGCCGGUGCUCUGGCCACAACCAUGUGCCCAAUUCCCUUAGCUAUGCCCGCGAUGAGCUCACCCAGUCCUUCCACCGGCUUUCCGUCUGUGUGUAUGGCAACAAUCUCCAUGGCAACAGCGAGGUCAACCUCCACGGCUGCAGGGACCUGGGGGGAGAGUGGGCCCCCUUUCCUCAUGACAUCCUGCCCUAUCAGGACUCUGGUGAUAGUGGGAGCGACUACCUUUUCCCAGAAGCUAACGAAGACUCCACGGGCCUCCCAGGCAAGUCAGAACUUCCUUACGAAGAGCUGUGGCUGGAGGAAGGCAAGCCCAGCCAGCAGCCUCUCACCCGCUCCCUGAGUGAGAAGAGCAGAUGUGAGCAGUUUCGAGGCUCUGGCCGGUCCAAAUGUGCAACCUCUCCUCUUCCUGUCCCUGGGACUCUGGGAGCCGCAGUGAAGUCUUCAGAUAUUGCCCUACCUCCACCUCCAGUGCCUCCCAAAUCUGAAGCUGUCAGGGAAGAAUGCCGGCUCCUGAACGCCCCACCUGUUCCGCCCCGAAGUGCAAAGCCUUUGUCCACGAGCCCCUCCGUCCCUCCUCGCACGGUCAAGCCAGCGCGGCCGCAGACUCGCUCUCCCAGCCCCACUUUGUCCUACUACUCUUCGGGACUGCACAACAUCGUGACUAAAAGUGACACAAGUCCUUCUGAAAGUGCUCCCGUUUCCUGUUAUCCAUGCAGCCGAGGGAAAACAGAUUCUGUGGACCUGAAGUCCCCAUUCGGAAGUCCUUCUGCAGAACCGCUGUCCUCCAGGCUCUCGUGGCCUAACCACUAUUCGGGAGCAUCCGAGAGCCAGACCCGGAGCGACUUCCUGCUGGAUCCGAGCAGGAGUUACAGUUACCCUCGACAGAAGACGCCAGGCACACCAAAGAGAAACUGCCCAGCACCCUUUGACUUCGACGGCUGUGAGCCCCUGAGCAGCCCUCCUGGCUCGGUCACGGCAGAAUUCAGUACCAGCAUCUCCGGUUGUCCCAAGUCAGCCAGCUACUCCCUGGAGAGCACGGAUGAGGGCACUGUCCCGGCUGGCAUGACAAAGCAGAGCGUCUCAUGCCCUGCGUUACCCCCCAGGGCUCCAAAACCAGUGGAAGAGAAAGCGGCCUCGGAAACAUCUCCUCUGCCUCUGAAAAUCGAUGGUGCUGAGGAAGACCCCGAGCUGGGGUCGCCAGACCGCUCUGAGGACCAGUAUUUUGUUAAAAAGGGCGUGCAGGACAUCUUCUCCGUCUCCUACCCUUUCUCGUCUCCGCUGCAUCUCCAGCUGGCCCCCAGGUCCUGUGGGGACGGCUCCCCAUGGCAGCCACCUGCCGAUCUGUCGGGACUCUCUGUAGAAGAAGUGUCCAAGUCCCUAAGGUUCAUUGGUUUGUCUGAAGACGUCAUAUCAUUCUUCGUUACUGAAAAGAUUGACGGGAAUUUGCUUGUUCAGCUAACAGAAGAGAUCCUCUCAGAGGAUUUCAAACUGAGCAAACUGCAGGUGAAGAAGAUAAUGCAGUUCAUUAAUGGCUGGAGGCCCAAAAUAUAGCCAAAUACCCCCCCAGCUAGCACAGAGCAGAACUGCUCACUGCAUGUGCUGCCAGGGCUGAGCUGGGGCACAGUUUCAUGUUUUUGCACUACAAACCUUCUCUGUAAAUAAGGAUGAGAGAAACUUACUAUGCAGAUUACGUUUUUGAAUGGUGAGCAGGCUAUUUUGUACAUCAAUAAAAAUGCUGUACAGAACACUUAGAGGUGUGCCUUGUACGUCACUCAACACUCAGCAGCUGCUAGAAGGAGAAAAAGGCGUGUUCAGAGAAAUCACUGUUCCCCAAGUAGGUUUAUGUGAGAAGGUAUGAUAUUUAUCACAAAAUAGCCAAAGCUGAAAGACAGGAAAAUCUUUAAAAAAAAAAAAACACUUCUGAACAACAAUUCCCUUUCUUGGAGGGAGUUGACUUUAGACAAUUAACUGUAUAUUCUGUGUUCUGUCAUUUGGAUUGCUUAAUGCUGGUUGUUUUACUCUUGUGCCUGAAAAUGUUCGCAAUAUGAAAUGACACUUUAAUGUUACAUGCUUGGUGGGGAUCUUUUUACCAAAUGGCAUUUUGGCAAAAGUCAUGUGUUGAUAGAGGAUUUAUCAACUCGUUUCUAAGGAUGUUCUUAGAAAUACAAGUCAGUCAUGACCACAGUGAUUUAUCUGUAACCAUUGCUGAUUGUAUUAAGCAGAGAAAAAACAAAAUAUGCGUGUAUGUCCGUAUCUACAAGUAUAGGUACACAAUAUACACAUAUAUGUAAACUGAAUUUUGAAUCUGAUAUUUUUUAGAUAACAUCCGUUCACUUUCAUUUAUCCACUGAGGUAGGGGACCAUUGGCUAAGUCGAUUCUCUUAGGAAUAGUGGACAGGAUGAUUCAAAGACUCUCAGAAUCCAGUCACAUGAAAACUUUCCUUCCAUCAUGGAAAACUUGCAACAAGUCAGGGGAGGGUCUGUACUGAACAAUAAGUUUGUCAACCCAUUGUCUGGCUGGUUUUUUUGCAUAUCUACUUCCAUGCUAAUGUCUGGGGAAAUGACAGUUUCUGGCGAAUGCUACUUCUCGAGUUGAAGGGGCUUCGCCCUCUGUCCGAUGGUGAAAGUAUGCAGGUAUCCUCAGCAUGCUUCAUGCUCCAGGAAGACUCAGAAAUCGGAUGUACCAUCGUGUACUGCCGUGUGUGCUGCAUAUGUGGAAUAAUUUUAAACAUACAAAUAAGAGUGUUUAUUUUAUAACCUUGUCUUUCCUCUCUUCCAAAGAAAACACAUUAUGAUUAGCAUUCCAAGAAUCCCAGGACAUUAAUCUGAGAAUUUUUUUGCUAAAUGUGAUCAAAUAGUCUAAAAUAUCAUGGUAUCAUCAGCAUUCCUGACUCCCUGAAGGGAUAUAAAUCUUAGAAGAGUUUUAGUUCUCUGAGCAAGCUGUCGUCCAAACAGCCCUACCUCCUGUGAAAAGUCUGUCCCUGGAUUCUGGACGUACAGACCUGUGACCAAGGUGCACACUGUGGCCUUUUGGAUGAGAUCAAUAAGCCAACAAGGUGUUAGCAUCACUUGCAAGAUUGGGUCAUAUUGUAUUAUCUCCUCUUCCUGCUCACCAGUCUAGUUUUGUUAGACCUGUGGACUAUGUCUCUUAAUUCUUGGCAUUAGAAAGAUAUUUUUUAAUCCAUCUACUGGUUUAGAGUGCAAGCAAAUUGAUACCUAUUCUAAUUUUCCAUCUUAGAUCUCCUUUUCUUAAAGUGUUUAUUUUCUUCUAAUAUGUCUCCCAAAAUGUAGAUGUUUUGUUCAAGGUAAAAAUAGUACCCUGUAAAACUGUCAAACAGGAGUACCUCCUAAGUAACUGACAGAUCUAUGAAGAGGUUUCCAGUACUGCACGCCACACGACAGGGGACCAAUCAGACCUUCAUGUUUCAAAAACAUCCCUCCAUGAGAGGGAAAGAGGUAACCUCUCAGGACUUCCCUUUAAAAUGAAAACAGAUAAGAUACAGUUGAAAAGCUUUGCAUUUUUGUUGGCUGAAUGCAUUCUAAAACACUUGGACAUGAUUCUAAGACUCGGGAGGAAGAAAAUGAGUUGGUUUGGGAUUCCCAGGAUGGUUACCCACUAUAAUCAGCUGACUCCUUUCAUCUUUUCUCCUUUGCAAAGACUUUACAGAAACAACAGCGGUUUUCUUUCUGUCCAUUUGUUGUAGUCCUGGCAUAUUUAUGCCAAGUUGGCAUUGAUUGACAAUUUAGAGACUCUGAAGGCAAGGAUUGUGGUCUUUGAUUCACUUGUGCAACAAACAUUGAUUGAGCACCUUUUGUGUGCCAGAUACUCCCCUGGUAUCACAUGGCAAUUCUGAAAACAAGACCCAGCCCCUUUCCUCUCCGAGCUUAUAUUGUUUAUAUUUAAAAAUCACAGUUGCUGAGACUAUGUGUGUGUGGGUAAGACAGGCAUGAAAUCCUCUGGGCAGCUGGAGGUAUGGAGACUUAAGUGUGUGCUGUCUUUAAAGAGCCCGCAGUUGGAAGAAAUGGCAGCCUCUGUUACAGGCUACAAAAUAAAAACCCCAAGACCAAGGCCAUUAAAACUUGGAAUCUGUUGGAGACAGAAGGUACCUGUGUCUCUCAUUAUUGUUUUUCUGACUUGGAAUUUGUCUAAUUGUAAUAAAUACCUUCUGGCAUCUCCCAAGGUGCACAUCAAUGUAAUCACCACUGCUGAGCUGGGCUCCUGUCUGAGGAAGACCUUGACUAGACAAAGGCAUUCAGAUCCCCGAGGGAAUCAUGACAAGAAGUGCAGCAGUUCUUGGUUCUUCCCUUCUGAGAGCUGUGAUUUUGCAGUGAAAAGCGAUGUGCAGAGAUCCCCACAAGCAGAGCCUUUGCUAACCAACCAGGUCAAGCUGACUGCACCUCCUUCUGGCAAUUUCCCUGCAAUUGGAACAGUGACCACGGUGCUUGGGGGCAAUGUCUGUCUAAACAGGACCUUUUUGGUGUCCAUAAAAUCAUGGCUAAAAUCAUCAUUUCCCCCAUAAGAAAAGAAAAUCAGCAAUAAACCAAGCCAAGCAGCUAAAAUGCAAAAUGUGGACCUGACUUGCUGGGAGGGAGAAGUCAAACAAUCAGAUCAAUUCCAUCUCAGACUCUUGUAAACGCCUCCAAGUUCUCUCUUCUGUAAGUUGAGCUGCUCAGCUUUAUGAACUGUGAAAUGUACACUUCCACUCUUUCUACCCACAUAGACUGUUCCAAGUUUAUGAAGUCGAAUGAACUUCCCAUUCAGCUAAGUGGCGAUGUUUAUUCUUGUCUCCUAUAGAAAUACAGCAAUCUUGUGGGAUUAUGACAGUCCAUUCCAACUGUUUCCAGACACACACAUGAACAGCUUCCACUCACAUUCCAGAACCACCCGCACAUAAUCCAUACAGCUCCCGGAGAAAUUUAGGGAGUGGGUGUGGAAUAGAAGGUCCUCCAUUUUCCAGAAAUUUUGUAUAAUAAGUCACUACUCAUCCUGCCUAACUAUGUAUAUGAUUAACGUUUUGAAUAAAAAACUAGAAAAAAUAAUUCUUGGGGAACCCUUCAGAGGAAAUUUUAAUUUCAGUCUUCUAUGAAACUCUUCUGUUGGAUACACAAGGCUAUCAGAAACAUCCAUUCUAUCAAUUUCUACUAUUUUUCUAGUAAUCUAAAGGCUGCUAAGGCAAGAGUAAACAGUUCAGAAUGCAAAUGAUGGGAAGGAGGACUUUCCUCCCGUGGGGUUGUAAUAUUGGGGUUAUAAAAGGAUUCUUAUGGCCUCAUCAUAUUAAAAUCACAUCAUUUAGUCUUCGAAGCUUGGUGUUUUAAAAUAUGUCUCAUUGUGAUAGCCAGAAAUAAGAAGUAAAUGUGAUUUCAGUUAAACCUAUAUACAAAUAUCUUCUGUAAUUUUGCUGCUCUAAUUUUUAGCCUAUGAAUUUUGUAAUAGAGCUUAUCAAAUUGCGGAUUUCCUUUGUUUACAAUCUCAUGUAGUAGGGCUCAGAUAAUUUCUUAGCUAUGAACCUUUUCUCCCAUUUUCAUAUUAAGUUCCAUUUAAAAUAGUUUAAGCCUCAAAAUUGAGCUCAAUUAAGAAUUUGGGUUUUUUUUUUUCCUUAACUCAAAUGAAUCUGGCGUAUUCUCUGAAAGUAUUUUGUAACUGCCUCUCCAGUGACUUUGCUUGGAAAACUUAGAUUGUUAACUACAAGUUAACAGUUGCAUUACUUCCCAGGCAUUAUCUAAUGGGCCCAAUGUGUACCUCAAGAUAAACACAGUAUAUUAUAUCUAAGAAAAUUUGUUGUCUGUUGAUUUAAAUGGUUCUGAAAUGUCUAUAAAUAAAUGAAUGUUCAAAGUUG